AUGAUCAGGAGAGGUUUGCAAGUGAUCGCAAGGCUUGGCCACACCAGUGCCCUCCCAGGGCCCUCCUGUGUCCCGCCCAGACUUGAUGUCGCCUCUGCGUACAGCUCCUCCACAGAUGCCUUGGUCUCCCGAUUCUGUCUGGAAAAGGAAGGCCUGAAGGACUACGCCCUGCCCAAUGCCAGCUGGUGUCCGGACAUGCUGAGCCUGUACCAUGAGUUUCUGGAGAAGACCAAGUCAGACGGCUGGUUCAAACUGCCCUCCUUCAAGUCCAACCAAGAACACAUCCUGGGAUUCAAGCUCCCGUCUGCAUUCAAAGGGACCUCAGACAAAAAGGACGGGCGCAUCUGCACCAGGAGCAUCCCAGCGGAAGGUCAAGGUUACGAGUAUGUCAUCUUCUUCCACCCCACUGAGAAGAAGUCUGUUUGUCUUUUCCAACCAGGCCCCUUCCUGCAGGGGCCCCCAGGGUUUGCUCAUGGAGGGUCCCUGGCAGCCAUGAUGGACGAGACCUAUUCCAAAACGGCCUACCUGGCUGGGGAGGGGCUGUUCACACUGACCCUCAACAUCAGGUUCAAGAACUUGAUCCCCGUGGGCUCCCUGGCUGUUCUGAAUGUGAAAGUGGACAAGAUCGAGGACCAGAAGCUUUACAUGUCCUGUGUCACCCAGAGCCGAGACCAGCAGACACUCUACGCCAAGUCCUCGGGUGUUUUCUUUCGACUGCCACUGGAGGAAGAGUCACCCCAGUGA
Molecule: messenger RNA, 744 nt
Organism: Ochotona princeps (American pika)
Lineage: Eukaryota; Metazoa; Chordata; Mammalia; Lagomorpha; Ochotonidae
Gene: THEM5
Product: thioesterase superfamily member 5
Exons: 6
Coding region: 1-744 (247 amino acids)
Biological process (GO): long-chain fatty-acyl-CoA metabolic process; cardiolipin acyl-chain remodeling
Cellular component (GO): mitochondrial matrix
Source: RefSeq, a predicted model, not a curated record